Silurus meridionalis is the source of this 2197-nucleotide messenger RNA. It is a transcript of the gene slc17a7a, whose product is annotated as solute carrier family 17 member 7a. The coding region runs from base 95 to 1843 and encodes 582 amino acids. The transcript is spliced from 13 exons. NCBI's taxonomy places the organism in Eukaryota, Metazoa, Chordata, Actinopteri, Siluriformes, Siluridae. The record is from RefSeq and is a predicted model, not a curated record. Gene Ontology annotation, molecular function: L-glutamate transmembrane transporter activity; neurotransmitter transmembrane transporter activity. Gene Ontology annotation, biological process: monoatomic anion transport; neurotransmitter loading into synaptic vesicle; transmembrane transport. Gene Ontology annotation, cellular component: synaptic vesicle membrane; excitatory synapse.
GAGGGAGGGGAGAGAGAGAGGAAGAGGGAGAGACAGCACGCGCUCUUGAACGGGAGACUGUGCGCGUGAAGUCGGGACACCGGGACUCGCGAGCAUGGAGAUCCGCCCGGAGCGCUUUAAGGCUGUGGCAGGAAAAACCCUGGGAAAAAUACACAGGAUCCUCGAGAAGCGUCAAGAGAAUGGCGAGACUAUCGAGCUGUCAGCAGAGGGAAGGCCAGAGAUGGUGGAGGAGAAAGAGCUGCCCGUUGUGGAUUGCACGUGCUUCGGGUUGCCACGCCGCUACAUCAUAGCCAUUCUUUCUGGUCUCGGUUUUUGCAUCUCCUUUGGCAUCCGCUGCAAUCUCGGUGUGGCCAUAGUCAGCAUGGUCAACGACCACACCGUUUUUUACGGGAAAAAACCUGUUAUAAUGGCUGCUCAAUUCACAUGGGAUCCAGAGACAGUGGGGAUGAUCCAUGGUUCAUUUUUCUGGGGUUAUAUCGUUACUCAGAUCCCUGGAGGAUUCAUUUGCCAGAAAUUUGCUGCCAACAGAGUGUUCGGCUUUGCGAUCGUGGCCACGUCCACUCUGAACAUGCUGAUUCCGUCUGCAGCGAGGAUCCACUAUGGAUGUGUCAUCAUGGUCAGGAUAUGCCAGGGUCUUGUGGAGGGAGUGUCAUAUCCUGCCUGCCAUGGGAUCUGGGCCAAAUGGGCUCCGCCUCUUGAGAGAAGCCGAUUGGCCACAACAGCAUUUUGUGGGUCGUAUGCAGGUGCUGUGGUGGCAAUGCCCCUGGCCGGUGUGUUAGUACAGUAUACUGGAUGGUCAUCCGUAUUUUAUGUAUAUGGUAGCGUCGGGAUACUGUGGUAUCUCUUCUGGAUCUUGGUGUCAUAUGAGAGUCCAGCUGCUCACCCUACCAUCACCCCCGAGGAGAGGAAAUACAUUGAGGAAUCGAUUGGAGAGACAGCAGGGCUGGUCAACCCUCUUCAGAAAUUCAAAACCCCUUGGCGUCAUUUUUUCACCUCUAUGCCGGUGUAUGCGAUCAUUGUGGCCAACUUCUGCCGAAGCUGGACGUUUUACCUGCUUCUAAUCAGCCAGCCUGCGUACUUCGAGGAGGUUUUUGGGUUUGAGAUCAGCAAGGUGGGGUUGGUAUCUGCGCUUCCUCACCUAGUGAUGACCAUCGUAGUGCCGUUGGGGGGGCAGCUGGCUGACUACCUGAGAUCACACAAUAUAAUGAGCACCACAAAUGUCCGCAAGCUCAUGAACUGCGGAGGAUUUGGAAUGGAGGCAACGCUACUGUUGGUGGUGGGAUUCUCUCACACUAAAGCAGUGGCCAUAUUAUUUCUCGUCCUGGCGGUUGGCUUCAGUGGGUUUGCUAUCUCAGGCUUUAAUGUGAAUCAUUUAGACAUAGCACCACGUUAUGCCAGCAUCCUAAUGGGCAUCUCUAAUGGAGUGGGCACCUUAUCGGGCAUGGUGUGCCCCAUUAUAGUGGGAGCCAUGACCAAACAUAAGACACGUGAAGAGUGGCAGUACGUCUUUCUCAUUGCAUCAUUAGUGCAUUAUGGGGGUGUGGUCUUCUAUGGCAUAUUUGCUUCAGGCGAGAAGCAGCCAUGGGCGGAUGCCGAGAACACCAGCGAGGAGAAAUGUGGCAUCCUGGAUGAAGAUGAGCUGGCCAAUGAGACUGAAGAGCUUUACAGAACGGGUGGACAGUAUGGUGCCAUUAACCAGCCAAACACUGCUGGGCCAAACGGGAGUGGAGGUGGGGGCGGAGCUGGAUGGGUCUCUGACUGGGACAAAACAGAAGAAUAUGUACAACCAGUUGGGAGAAAUAGUUAUCUUUAUGGAGGAGAGGUUGAGAGGGAACUCACAUAGUGUGAGCGGGGCACAUUUUUUCAGUCCUGGAGAUUUUCCCUGCUCAUAGACAAAUUGUAAUGUUUAAUGGACCCUUUAAAAUCAAUGCCACUGGACAAAGCUUUUGUUUAGAUGGAGAGAGACAUCAAAAUGUGUGUCUCUUCUGUCUAGACUCUUAGUCCAUAAUCCUUAGUUCUACAUAAAAUAUUUACUAGGCCCUCCAAAGGAACAAAUCAAAGAAAGAUUUUGGUAUCUCCCCAGCUCCCAUGAACUCAGGUUCAUAUUCUUGUAGAUGGUUGUGUGAGUAAAACCAGGAGAAUGGAUAAAGCAUGCAAAUGAUUUACUUGACUUGAUUAUAUAUAUAUAUAUAUAUAU